Molecule: messenger RNA, 1116 nt
Organism: Penicillium brasilianum
Lineage: Eukaryota; Fungi; Ascomycota; Eurotiomycetes; Eurotiales; Aspergillaceae
Source: the annotation of a GenBank genome assembly
CUCAUCUAGUACCUGAUGGUCUUACUCUCUAUUUCCCGACCCCGCUUCACUCUUCACCAGUAUUUGCACCUCCAACAAUGCCAUACCACCACACUUCAACAGCCACUCAUCUAGUUCUCGACUAUGCUCCUUUCAUCAUGGGAAAAACUAUCCUCGUUACCGGUGUCUCUCCAGGGUCACUUGGUGACUUCUACGUAAAAUCCAUCGCAAAAGCUAGGCCUGCCUGUCUCAUACUUGCCGGCCGCAGUGCUGGGAAGCUCGAGCAAUGCGCCAGACGUAUACAUGCUGAAAGCUCGAACGUCCGUAUCAAAACUUUGGAAAUUGAUUUGGGCUCAUUGGAAAGUGUUCGUAAAGCUGCAGAUCAAGUCAACGGCUGGGAGGACGUCCCCUUUAUCGAUGUACUAGUCAACAACGCCGGCAUCAUGGCGGUGGAGUACAAGCUCUCGAUAGAUGGAUUCGAGUCACAUUUCGCUACGAAUCACCUGGGUCCAUUUCUCUUCACGAAUCUCAUUAUGAAGAAGGUUCUCAAUGGGAGAAAUCCCCGAAUAGUCAUUGUGUCAAGUGACGGGCACAGAUUGAGCCCUAUUCGAUUCUACGAUUACAAUUUCGAUGGAGGCAAAACCUACAACAAGUGGGUUGGCUAUGGCCAAUCCAAGACGGCGAAUAUGUUGAUGGCGCUGUCGUUGGCGAAAAAGCUUGGAGUCAAGUAUGGCUUGCAAGCAUACUCAUUGCAUCCAGGGCAAAUCAUGACGAAUCUGGGUUCGCAUCUCGAUUGGAAUGUUGAUAUGCAGGAUCUUUUGUUCGUCUACCGACAGCUAGGCGAGAGAGAAGGCUGGCAAGAUCAGGGAUUUACUCUCAAGACACUUGAUCAGGGUACUGCGACUCAUAUAUAUGCUUCAUUUGAUCCUACUCUAAAAGCACAUAAUGGGGCGCAUCUGGUCGACUCGCAUAUCGCGGAUCCAAUGGAAAACAUUGUCAAGCCAUGGGCAACGAAUGCUCUCGAAGCCGAAAAGCUCUGGGUACUGAGUGAGCAGUUGGUUGGCCAGAAAUUCCCUUACUAGCACAACUCAAGCAAUGUUGAUCCCAGACUCAGCCUCUCGCGAGACAGACAAUGAC